AUGGACGCUUUCACACAUGUUCCUCCCGGCUUUCGUUUCCACCCUACCGAUGAAGAACUCGUUGAUUACUACCUUAGGAAAAAGGUAGCACUGAAGAAGAUAGACUUGGAUGUUAUAAAAGAUGUGGAUUUAUACAAAAUUGAGCCUUGGGAUCUGCAAGAAAAGUGCAGGAUUGGAGCUGAAGAGCAAAACGAGUGGUACUUCUUCAGCCACAAGGACAAGAAGUACCCAACCGGCACUCGCACCAACAGAGCAACGACGGCCGGUUUCUGGAAGGCCACAGGGAGAGACAAGCCGAUCUAUGUGAAGAACUACCUCGUAGGGAUGAGGAAGACACUAGUUUUCUACAAAGGCCGGGCGCCCAAUGGACAGAAGUCAGAUUGGAUCAUGCACGAGUAUCGCUUGGAGACCAACGAAAAUGGAAUUCCACACGAAGAAGGAUGGGUUGUCUGCAGGGUGUUCAGGAAGCGACUCGCGACUGUCCAAAGAAUGGUUGGGGACUCCCCUUACUGGUUCAACGACCACACGGGGUUCAUGGCACCGGAGCCUGGCUCGCCGAGGCAGGCGACGCACCUCCAGCAGAGCGCCAUGAUGUACCACAGGCACCAGAGCAGCUACAGCUACCCUUGCAAGGUGGAGCUGGAGUACCACCACCUCCUUCCCCAGGAGCACUUCCUGCAGCAGCUCCCUCAGCUGGAGAGCCCCAAGCUCCCUGACCUUAUUGGCCAAGUAGACACUACUCUCCAGCCAUGUGGCCUUACGCAGGACCAUGGUGCCACUCGAUACACCGUGCAGGAGCUCCAGGCCGAGCCUCUCUAUCUGACGGCUGGGGAUGCGUCAGGCACAGAUUGGCGAGCUCUCGACAAGUUCGUGGCGUCCCAGCUCAGCAACGGCGACACCACUCCUAAGGAGUCCGUUAGCUACUCCAAUCCAACACAAGUGUUUCAGCAGUCUGAGGAGAAAGAAGAGCCAUUGGACUACGUGUCAACGUCAGCUUCCUGUGGUGGGGACAAUGAUUUGGGAAACCUGUUCGCUUGAUUGUUUCUGUGAUUUAUAAGUCGGCUGAUGCUAUUUUACUGUGAGAGAAAAACACUGUAUCAUGGCUGAUACGAUCGAGCGAACAGGGUGUAG
Messenger RNA from Miscanthus lutarioriparius, 1131 nucleotides. NCBI's taxonomy places the organism in Eukaryota, Viridiplantae, Streptophyta, Magnoliopsida, Poales, Poaceae. The record is from the annotation of a GenBank genome assembly.